AUGUCGCGACUACGUGUGAAAAACGUGAGUUAUGAUGAAGAUGACUAUGAUGAUGGAUAUGACUCGCCCGACCCGGAAGAACAAGAGAUCCUCGAGCAAUGUACGGCGGAAGUGCUUGCGCAGUUACUUUCGGGCGAACCCUCUGUGACGGCGACUCGGGAUGAAGUCCAAGAGGCGCUGUGGCAUUACUAUAACGAUGUGGAAAAGUCGGUUAAUUACUUGCGAGGGAAGAAAACGAAAGAGAUGAAGAAGAAGCAGAAUCCUGCUCCCCCAGUAGCGGCCAAGGGGAAAGUGCCCGCUUACCCUCUACCUCCUGUCGCAUCAUCGCCAUCCUCCCAUUUCUCGGCCAAGGAUUUCUUUCGUGAUUCGCCAUGGCUUAAUGUUCCCGCGCAUCGCAAAGGGGAGAUCCUCAUCGAACCUCUUUAUCCUCGAUUGGGUUUGCUUGGAGGCGCUCCAGAGAGUGGUGGGAAAGUGUCAAAGUUGGCUGCCUUGGCUGCUGCGCGGAAGAAGAAAGAGACCGACAAAGCCGCAUCGGGUGCACCGACCACUCCUGGCGAGCCUGGUACUCCCGACAGAACACCGACGGUCGAGUCGAAACUAGCUUCUCUGUCCUUACGCGAAAGGCUUGCAGGCAAUGGCAAGGCUCAGAAGCCGUCGGAGAGUGGGCAAUUACCCCGUACGCUAAGAAGAGGGACACCUUCCGAGAGUCCUCUAGCUCAGAAGAAGCUAUCGCCUGAGCCUUCUAAGGCAAAGAGUCCAGAGAUGAUUCCAGGGGAACCUACAACGAGGAAACCAUGCGCCGGCGAAGAGGAAACGGAGCGGCCCAAGGCCAGUAUUCGGGCGCCACCGUCUACAUUUGCUAGCACUAUCGUUGGAGCCAAUACGCGGCCUCAAAUUACUGAGCCCAGCCACUUGUAUUCAAGCACAGUUGAUCUCAUGCAGAUCUACGGACAGGAUCUUACUGAACCCUUUGACUUUGCAGGUCCCAGCCCGGAUGACGUGGUCCUCAAUGCUCAGAGCUCAGCUAAAGGCUUCAAGUCGAAACAACCUGCGUCAAAGUCAGCAGGCGACAAGAAGAACCAGGGUGACCUGGCUGGUGGCAUGAACAAUCUUAGUGUCCAGGAGAAGGUGGCUGUCAAGAGCAAGAAUUUGGAUGUCUUGUCGGAGUAUCAUAAGUCUCAACGGAAGAGAGCAAUGAACUUUGCGGUUAUCGGUCAUGUGGAUGCAGGAAAAAGCACACUUAUGGGACGUUUACUGGCGGAUUUGAAAGCUGUUGACCAGCGGACAUUGGAGAGGUAUCAGAGGGAGGCUGAAAAGAUUGGCAAAGGAUCUUUUGCCCUUGCAUGGGUACUUGAUCAGGGUACCGAGGAGAGAGCUCGCGGUGUCACGAUUGACAUUGCGAUGAACAAGUUCGAGACGGAGAAUACUGUCUUCACGAUUGUGGAUGCCCCGGGACAUAGAGAUUUCGUUCCGAACAUGAUUGCAGGAGCCAGCCAGGCAGACUUUGCCGUGCUCGUUAUCGACUCCGGAACCGGAAAUUUCGAGUCGGGCUUGAGAGGCCAGACCAAGGAACACGCCCUGUUGGUACGAAGUAUGGGUGUGCAAAGAAUUAUUAUUGCCGUGAACAAGAUGGACGCGGUGGAAUGGAGCCGGGACCGGUAUGAGGAGAUUGAACAACAGAUCUCGUCAUUUUUGACGACUGCCGGGUUUCAGGCGAAGAAUAUCGCCUUCGUUCCCUGCUCGGGCUUCAGAGGAGACAAUGUCACUCGACGCAGCGAUGACCCGAAUGCGUCAUGGUACACGGGCCGUACUCUGGUUGAAGAGCUGGAGGCAACCGAACCUUACAGCUAUGCGUUGGACAAGCCAUUGCGCAUGACGAUCAGCGAUGUCUUCCGUGGCGGCGUGCAGAAUCCUCUUUCGAUUUCUGGUCGGAUCGAUGCCGGCAGCUUGCAAGUGGGCGACCAAAUUCUGACUAUGCCUAGCGGGGAGACGGCUACCAUUCGAAGCCUAGAAGUGGACGGCGAGCCGAACGACUGGGCAGUGGCUGGUCAGAACGUGGUUCUCAAUCUGGCGAAUAUCGAUCCUAUUCACCUUCGGUCUGGCGAUGUGAUUUGCCGCCCAUCAGCACCCAUCGCGAAUAUCACCUCUUUCACGGCAAAGGUGCUAGCGUUCGACCAUCUAAUGCCUAGCAUGGUAGAUAUUCACCGAGGGCGACUUCACGUUCCAGGACGGAUCAGCCGCUUGGUCGCGACACUCGAUAAGGGAUCUGGCUCGGUAAUCAAGAAGAAGCCUAAGAUUGUUCCACCUGGUUCUGUGGCACGCAUUGUGGUUGAGAUGGACCAGGCAGUCCCUCUGGAAGCACCUACGAGGAUUGUUCUACGAUCAGGAGGCGACACGGUGGCCGCUGGCUUGCUUGAAUGA
Aspergillus fumigatus Af293 is the source of this 2421-nucleotide messenger RNA. Its product is annotated as putative translation elongation factor EF-1 subunit. Gene Ontology annotation, molecular function: GTP binding; GTPase activity. The record is from RefSeq and is a predicted model, not a curated record. The transcript is spliced from 5 exons. Gene Ontology annotation, biological process: translation. The coding region runs from base 1 to 2421 and encodes 806 amino acids. NCBI's taxonomy places the organism in Eukaryota, Fungi, Ascomycota, Eurotiomycetes, Eurotiales, Aspergillaceae.